Drosophila albomicans is the source of this 1001-nucleotide messenger RNA. RefSeq lists its product as uncharacterized. NCBI's taxonomy places the organism in Eukaryota, Metazoa, Arthropoda, Insecta, Diptera, Drosophilidae. The record is from RefSeq and is a predicted model, not a curated record. The transcript has 2 exons. The coding region runs from base 3 to 572 and encodes 189 amino acids.
UUAUGCUCAUGCCCAGAACUGUGGCUCAUUCGUUGUCCGCUUUCAGACGACGGCGGUCCUGUCUACGCUAUAAAAGAGAAGCAUCCAAAAAGAUGUGCAAAUUCACCAAUCGUCUGUUUGUCUUGUUCUUUCUGCAAUUUAUUGGCUUGGCCAUGGCAAAGCCAUCAAAAAUGCGUAGCUCUGCCAGCGAUUUGCUGGAGCUUUUGUACAACGAUUAUGGGGACUAUGGCUAUCAGCAAGAGGAGAUCCAUUAUGAUCAACGUCAGAAGGGCGAAGAAAAUCUGAAAUUACGUUUAGAUGGUUUCGUAAUUGGAAUGCCAUCGCAAGAUGAUUCCUCCUGGCUGGACAUACUUGCCGAUGAAUAUCUAACUAAUGCAUUCUCGAAGAAAACAGCUGCAACAGACGCCGAGAAUUCUGUAGCGGACACAACCACUGCACAAGUAGUAAAUAUACCCGCUCCAAAAAAGGACAUCGAAAGCCGACAACACGCUAAUGAUGAAACCGCAAAUCCACCGCGAACGAAGACUCAUAUGCUUCAACUUUUGCAAAUGUUGCGACGCACACAGCCCUAAAAUAAAUUAUUAUUAUAAUUUCAAUUAUUAAGCAUACACAACAUUUACAAUAUAUACAAAUUUUAUCGAACCAAUCACAUACGGGACCUCAAUUAGUUUCAAAUUUAAAUUUGGCGCUUUCGAGGGCUGGCACAUAAUAUUUUGUUAACACUGUGCGCGAUAGAUAGUAACGAUAAAUGUGAAAUAUUAUCAAUACGUUUCACGUUGUUACGGUAGAUUCACGCAACACAUAAAAUACUUGUACUGGUAUGGAAUAUCAGAUAUCAAAUUCAUACAUUUUAAAAUACUCUAACAAUUUUGCAAAUCUAAGAUUAAAAACAAACAAUGAUUAAAUCAUUCACGAUAUUUUAAAGGAAUAAAAUUUCUAAAACUGUCGUAGCAUUAUUUUUAUAUUAAAAAGAAUUUUUAAUUUUACUGAUAAUAUUUACA